UGAGUUUACGCAAGACACAGAAACAGCCGAAGAAGGUGAGGUCACUGAGAACUGCCAGUCAUGCAUGCGCAAAGAAGUUAACACUGUGGAAAGAGAUGGUGAUGAUGACAAUGAUGAUGAAGAGGAGGAUGAAGACUGGGACUGGGAUGAUGAGCUGGGGAGACUCAUGAAGCGCCACAACGCUGCUGGCGGAUGCAACCCACAGGCUAAUAGACAGACCCAUAGUUGCUAUUCAGCAAAAAUGUCUACCCCUACAGACAAGGCUUUAAGGAAAUUUGAACAUAAAAUUAAUUUAGAUAAGCUAAAUUUUGAUGACUCUGUUAUAAACAGAGUCACAGAAAAGUCUAGACAGAAGGAAGCAGACAUGUACCGAGUCAAAGACAAGUCAGACAGGGCCACAGUAGAACAGGUGUUGGAUCCAAGGACCCGAAUGAUUCUGUUCAAGAUGCUAACCAGAGGUGUCAUAUCGGAAAUCAAUGGCUGCAUCAGCACAGGGAAGGAAGCUAAUGUGUAUCAUGCCAGUACUGCAAAUGGAGAGAACAGAGCAAUAAAAAUUUACAAAACCUCUAUUCUGAUGUUUAAAGAUCGGGAUAAGUAUGUGAGUGGUGAAUUCAGAUUUCGUCACGGAUAUUGCAAAGGCAACCCAAGAAAAAUGGUGAAGACGUGGGCUGAAAAAGAAAUGAGGAAUUUAAUAAGGUUGAAUACAGCCCAGAUACCUUGCCCAGAGCCAAUUAUGCUAAGAAGUCAUGUGCUUGUCAUGGGCUUUAUUGGUAAAGGUGAUAGGCCUGCUCCUCUGCUGAAGAAUGCUCAGUUAUCUGACUCCAAAGUCCGGGAGCUGUACCUGCAAAUCAUCCAGUACAUGAGAAGAAUGUACCAAGAUGCCAGACUUGUUCACGCAGAUCUCAGUGAAUUUAAUAUGCUAUACCACAGUGGGGAUGCGUACAUCAUCGAUGUGUCUCAGGCUGUGGAGCAUGACCACCCACAUGCGCUGGAGUUCCUGCGAAAGGAUUGUGCCAACGUUAAUGACUUCUUCCAGAAGCACAAUGUUGCAGUGAUGACUGUGAGGGAGCUGUUUGAGUUUAUUACUGAUCCUUCUGUCACAAGCGAGAAUCUUGAUGACUAUCUGUCUAAGGCAAUGGAAAUAGCAUCAAAAAGAACAGAGGAGGAAAGAUCCAGUCAAGAUAAAGUGGAUGAGGAAGUGUUUAAGAAGGCUUACAUACCUCGAACUUUGACUGAAGUUAAAAACUACGAAAGAGAUGUGGAUAUAAUGAUGAAACUGAAAGAAGAGGAUAUGGCAUUGAAUGUUCAGCAAGAUAAUAUUCUCUACCAGACUGUGACAGGACUGAAGAAGGAUUUGUCUGGCGUUCAGAAGAUUCCUGCACUUCUUGAAAAGAAGUCAGAUGAGUCAGAAACGGACUCUGAUGAUGAUGGCAGCUCAGAGGGUUCUGAUUCGUGCUGUGAAGAAUCUGUACAUCCCAAAGAUAAACCUGCUGAAGUUAGCAUGGACAAAAAGGAAAGGAAAAAGAUGGUUAAAGAAGCCCAAAGAGAGAAGAGAAAAAACAAAAUCCCAAAGCAUGUGAAGAAGCGGAAAGAAAAGACUGCAAAAAUGAAGAAAGGCAAAUAA
Messenger RNA from Leptosomus discolor (cuckoo roller), 1624 nucleotides. NCBI's taxonomy places the organism in Eukaryota, Metazoa, Chordata, Aves, Leptosomiformes, Leptosomidae. The record is from RefSeq and is a predicted model, not a curated record.